This is a messenger RNA of Penicillium manginii, 2055 nucleotides long. Its product is annotated as aromatic amino acid ammonia-lyase. The transcript has 2 exons. Lineage: Eukaryota; Fungi; Ascomycota; Eurotiomycetes; Eurotiales; Aspergillaceae. Bases 1 to 2055 code for a protein of 684 amino acids. Gene Ontology annotation, molecular function: ammonia-lyase activity. The record is from RefSeq and is a predicted model, not a curated record.
AUGACCGUCGUGCGGCAUGACAACUCGGCUCACAUGAGCGCAACACUGCGACUCUUGAGAAACUUGCGUGAUUUAAUCAGCAAGAAGAAAGCCAUCGUUCUAGACGGCAAAAAUCUCGACAUUGCUUCUAUUGUCGCUGUGGCCCGUCAUGGAGUUGAGCCCACUAUCAGUCCAGAUGAGCGGCUAACCAAGCACCUCGAGGCCUCCGUCAAUACCCUGGCUGACCUCAUAUCUCGGAAAUGCGUUAUCUACGGCGUCAACACCGGCUUCGGUGGUAGUGCCGACACGAGGACCAGCGACCUGAUCGACCUGCAGACGCAUCUGCUUCAAUUUAUCCAAAGCGGAAUAAUCACUUCCGUAGACAAGGAUCCGCUGAGAAAUUCGGGCCGGGAGUCGUCGCAUAUAAUGCCUCUAUCCUGGGUUCGAGCCGCCAUUAUUGCCCGAGUCAACCAGAAUCUUAGGGGCCACAGCGCCAUCCGUCCAUAUCUAAUGCCCAUGGCAUAUAUCGCGGGCGCAAUAAUGGGAAAUCCAGACGUUUUUGUUCAGGUUGGUAGUGGUGCAGAAGCUAGAGUUAUGCCCUCCUCGGAAGCGUUGAAGACGAGUGGACUCUCUGCGUCAGGACUGGGUCCAAAAGAGGGCCUUGGGCUAAUAAACGGCACUGCUCCUUCUGUAGCUGUGGCAAGCCUGGCAUUGUAUGACACGCAGCAGCUUGCGUUGCUAUCUCAAAUAUUGACGGCAUUCACUUCUGAAUGCUUGUCCGGGAAUGUAGAGUGGGCUCUACCCUUCAUUCACGCGACGAGACCUCACACUGGGCAAAUUGAGGUGGCAAGCAAUAUCCGACGUUUCUUGAAAGGCUCUAAGUUUGUUGUUGGCUUAGAUGAACAGGAAAAAAUUAAAGAUGGACUCUGUCAAGAUCGGUAUUCGACAAGAACCGCUCCCCAGUGGAUCGGACCUUACCUUGAGGAUCUUCUCCAAGCGCAACGUCAGCUUGAAGUGGAGCUCAACUCGACUUCAGAUAACCCUCUAGUGGAUACAAGCAGGCAAGGCGAUGGUUCUAGCGGGAAAGUGUACUCUGGCGGGAAUUUCCAAGCAACGGUUGUCACAUCAGCUAUGGAAAAGUCUCUUUUGGCUAUCCAAAUGAUAGGACGAAUGCUUUGGUCCCAGGUCACUGAGAUGGUCAAUCCUGCUACAAACAAUGGACUCGAAGCCAACCUCAAUGCUUCUGCAGAAGUCAAUUUCACCAUGAAGGGAAUCGACAUCAACAUGUCAGCGUACAUGUCGGAAUUAGCAGCUCUAACACACCCGGUGUCUGCCCAUGUCAUGUCAGCCGAAAUGCACAACCAGGGUAUCAAUUCACUAGCUCUACUUUCGGCCCGACGCACUAUGGAGGCUGUCGAUCUAUUGGUGCACAUGAGUGCCUGUCACAUCUACGUCUCGUGCCAAGCAAUCGAGAUCCGCGCAAACCACGUCCGAUUCAUUUCGGAUCUCCAAGUCAAUAUGCAGGAACUCAUCACGACCGGAACAUUCGAUAGACUUGGAUUAAAUGGCAUUGAAAUAGAGACAUUGUACGCCUCACUGAUCUCCACUAUCCAGUCAAGCUGGUCUCGCACAAACUCCAAUACCUGGCAAGAACGCGUUUUGUCCGGAAUCGAGGCCGGCAUGUCGUUGGUCAACGAUUUUGUGGCCGAUCAUAAUCCCGACUGUUCUGUGUCAAUGAUCAGGGCCUUUAAGAACCAAUUCCAGAGCAUUGUGUGUAGCACAGCCGAGGUAGUAUUUCAUACCGAUCGGACUAUUCUUCCCGAGAAACUGAUCCCGCAGCUUGGUUUGGGGACCUCGCAGCUUUAUAUCUGGGUGCGGUCAAAGCUCAAUAUCCCUGUGAACCGUGGCCUCCAAGACGAUCCUUUAUAUAAUGCUCAAAGGGGUCUACCUACGGUGGACAAAGCGAGCAUCGGAAGUUCAGUAAGCAUAAUAUAUGAGAAUUUGCUGAAGCCUGGAGCUCUGGAUAUGAUCCUUGAGGGUUCAAUGCAAGAAAGAAAAUACAUAGUAGGCAUAUAG